CAGGCCCCUCAGACCCUGCAGCCAGCCCAGAGUAAGAUGUGUCAUCGGCAGUUGGUCAUCUCCUGGUUUUCCCUGAUUUUGCUGGCAUCUCCCCUCGUCGCCAUAUGGGAACUGGAGAAAGAUGUUUAUGUAGUAGAGUUGGAUUGGUACCCUGGUGCCCCUGGAGAAACGGUGGUCCUCACCUGUGACACCCCUGAAGAAGACGGCAUCACCUGGACCUCAGACAAAAGCAGUGAGGUCUUGGGCUCCAGCAAAACCCUGACCAUCCAGGUCAAAGAAUUUGAGGAUGCCGGCCGGUACACCUGUCAUAAAGGAGACGAGCUUCUGAGCCAUUCGCUCCUGCUGCUUCACAAAAGGGAAGAUGGAAUUUGGUCCACUGAUAUUUUAAAGAACCAGAAAGAACCCAAAAAUAAGACCUUUCUAAAAUGCGAGGCCAAGAAUUAUUCGGGACACUUCACCUGCUGGUGGCUGACAACGGUCAGCACCAAUUUGAACUUCUCUGUCAAGAGUAGCAGAGGCUCUUCUGACCCCCAAGGAAUGACAUGUGGAGCACCCACACUCUCUGAAGAGAAGGUCAUAGGGGACCUCAAAGAGUAUAAGUACUCGGUGGAGUGUCAAGAGGACAAUGCCUGCCCAGCCGCCGAGGAGACCCAGCCCAUCGAGGUCGUGGUGGACGCUGUUCACAAGCUCAAGUAUGAAAACUACACCAGCAGCUUCUUCAUCAGGGACAUCAUCAAGCCCGACCCACCCAAGAACCUGCAGCUGACGCACUUAAAGAAUUCCCGGCAGGUGGAGGUCAGCUGGGAGUACCCUGACACCUGGAGCACUCCCCAUUCCUAUUUCUCCCUGACCUUUGGUGUGCAGGUCCAGGGCAAGACCAUGAGAGACAAGGUAAGAAAAAGUCUUCGAGGACAAGACCUCAGCCACGGUCAUUUGCAAGAGGCAUGCCAACGUUCGCGUGCAAGCCCGGGACCGCUACUACAGCUCCUCUUGGAGUGAAUGGGCAUCUGUGCCCUGCAGUUAGGUUCUGAUCCCAGGAUAAAACCUUGGAGGAAAAGUGGAAGAUAUUAGGCAAAUUUUUUUAAAGACACGAUGGAAUAUACCCCCCAAAAUAUUUUCUACCUGAUUGCUUUUUGGAAAUUUUUUUAGGAUCACAAUGAUGUCUUUGGAGUAUUUUUAUAAUUAGAUGCUAAACACCCACUGAAACAAUCAGCUAAUUUAUAUGUAGAUUUUUCAGCUCUCAAGUUACCACUGGUCCUAAUGCUAUUUAAAUAUUUAAGUAAUUUAUGUAUUUAUUAACUUAUUACUGUUAUUUAACAUUUGUGAGUCAGGAUGUAUUGUAUGUCUCAUACUUUUAUGACCCGAACCAUAAGGACCAGGCCCCAUUAUGCAAAAU
Carlito syrichta (Philippine tarsier) is the source of this 1396-nucleotide messenger RNA. RefSeq names its product interleukin 12B (gene IL12B). NCBI's taxonomy places the organism in Eukaryota, Metazoa, Chordata, Mammalia, Primates, Tarsiidae. The record is from RefSeq and is a predicted model, not a curated record. Gene Ontology annotation, biological process: immunoglobulin mediated immune response; cytokine-mediated signaling pathway. Gene Ontology annotation, molecular function: protein binding; cytokine receptor activity. The transcript has 8 exons. Gene Ontology annotation, cellular component: external side of plasma membrane; membrane. Bases 37 to 999 code for a protein of 320 amino acids.